This is a messenger RNA of Colletotrichum navitas, 1099 nucleotides long. RefSeq lists its product as uncharacterized. The coding region runs from base 375 to 1091 and encodes 238 amino acids. The record is from RefSeq and is a predicted model, not a curated record. NCBI's taxonomy places the organism in Eukaryota, Fungi, Ascomycota, Sordariomycetes, Glomerellales, Glomerellaceae. The transcript has a single exon.
GACCAGACUCCUUUUGGGUUGCAAAAUGGCGGACCGCGCUCGAUAACCUUGCAUAGCGCCAGGAACAUGUGGUUUGUUCUUGGGUGCGCCUCCGGUGGUUGGACGUGGGGUAUUAGGCUGAGGGUGACAUUGUGGACUGUUUGAUGGAUACGAUACCUACCUAGCCUGGUUCUCUCCUUCAUCAAGAAGCCUCCCCUCUUCAGAAUCCAUCUUUGGUUCGUCUUGUUUCCUCUCAUCGCCCUAGUUGGCAUCUACAGUAUUAUACGUUGUAUUAACCAGCUUUACCUCCAUUUCUUUUUAAAUCAUAAGACCAAUACGUAUUCCGCCGGAGGAUCGACAACCCAGCAGCUCGAUCCAAGAUAAUAGAAACAACGAUGUCUACCGCUCUCCUUUCCCUCAUUGGCUUUGCCGCCGCAGUCUUUGCGGGCCCUCUCCAACCUCGCAUACUUGCCGCCGAUGACGUCGUCUUCCUCAACCACGAUGGCACCUCCCAGAUCAUGAAGGCCGCCGAAUACGAGGCCCUCGAAGCAGCCGCCGCCGCCGCCGGUCCCGGUCCCGCUUCUUUUCCUUCGCUCAACAUCACCAGCACCCCCGGCAUAGUCCGGCGUCACUGCGGCCAGAGCAACGAAGUCCAGGUCAUGUCAGACGAGUCCUUUGUCGACUCGGACGUCGCCAUGUCUCCAAUCGUCUCAUCGGCGGGCGGCGGGGCCAUUGUGAGCGUCGAGAACGGCUUCCAGCUCUCGGAACAUCUGAAAUUCCAUGGCGAGAUCACCCUCGGCGGCCCCAAGGUCGUCCGCGUAUCGCUCAAUAAGAAGUUCGACAAGACGUGGACAACCACUCAGACCAACACGUUCAGGUACUCGUUGCCGCCCAACAUGUACGGCGUCAUCGUCAGCCAGCCCUACGUCCGCCGCGUGCAGGGCGUCCUGCUGAGCGGCUGCACGGACAACCCUACCAGGACUCCUUUCGAGGCCAAGACCUACGAGAGCCAGAGCUACGGCUCGCUCACUUGGGUCAAGGGCGUCAUCCGCAUGUGCAGCAGCGAGACCUACCCCGUUCCGUACUGCAUCGGCGACGGCCACCACGCAUGAGCCGGACC